Molecule: messenger RNA, 1683 nt
Organism: Phytophthora sojae
Lineage: Eukaryota; Oomycota; Peronosporomycetes; Peronosporales; Peronosporaceae
Exons: 1
Coding region: 1-1683 (560 amino acids)
Source: RefSeq, a predicted model, not a curated record
AUGAGCGCCGAGACGCGGAGCCCCAGCGCGUCGCCCAGCAGCGACGACAGCGCGUCCCCCAACGCCAACAGCAGCAGCAGCAAGAACGCGACGGCCGACGGCAAGCCCAAGAAGUGCCGCUUCAACGACUGCGACAACCUCGCGGUGGACGGCACGAGCAAGUGCGCGUUCCACAAGAACCGGCGCCAGUGCUGCGUCGAGAACUGCACCAACCAGGUCUACGCGCGCAAGCUGUGCGUGCGCCACGGCGGCAAGAAGCAGUGCCAGGCCGACAACUGCGAGGCGCACGCGCGCGGCGGCGGCUUCUGCCUGCAGCACGGCGGCUUCGUGGUCAAGCGCUUCUGCAUCGUCGAGGGCUGCUCCAAGCAGGCCCACGCGCGCCAGAAGUGCGUGCGCCACGGCGGCGGCCGCCGGUGCAAGGUGGACGGCUGCAUGCAGCACGCGCGCGCCGGCGGCCUGUGCAACCGCCACUCGCACGGCCACGAGUGCCGCGUGGAAGGCUGCAACAAGACGGCGCAGCACUCGGGCUCCAUCUGCUUCCGCCACGCCAUGGAGCUGCGCGCGCACGGCGAGGAGGUGCCCGAGCUCAACAUCUCCAAGGGCGGUCGCCUCAGCAGCAAGAAGCGCCAGCAGCAGCAGCGCGAGCAGCAGAUGAAGCAGGAGCAGUUCCACCACCAGCAGAUCCAGCAGCAGAUCCACCAGCCACAGCCGCACAUGCCGCAGCACCACCCGCACAUGCAGCAGCACAUGCCGCACGGGCACCACCAGCCUCACCAGCAGCAGCCGCAGCACGCGGCGCCGCCCCACCCGCUCACCAUCCAGGUGCCGCAGAGCCAGCCCAUGGGCCCGCCCCCGCAGCAGCAGCAGCAGCAGCCGUCCUCGGCCUCCAACCCCUUCGGCCUGCCGCUCAAGAUCAACGUGCCCACGACCAUGCCCAAGUUCAGCCUGCGCACGCCGCUCGGCAACAGCUUCCCGACGCCGCGCAGCCACGAGUUCAGCCUGCUCAUGGGCCUCCCGUCCCCGCAGAUCGACAACUCGCAGCUGCCCAGCGUGCUGGCCAUGACCAACUCGGGCGCCAACGCCACGUCCAGCGGCCAGCGCACGCCCGGCAUCGACAGCUUCCUGUCGAGCGGCCCGCCCAGCGUUUCGCGCGGCGGCAGCAACUACCUGUCGCUCGGACUGUUCCCCACGCCGCGGCUCGCGGACCGCACGCCCGGCGGCUCGGACGACGCCAUGAUGAGCGACUACAUCAAGCUCAUGGGCCCGGACACGCCCAUGGCCUUCCACCCGAACGGCCAGUUCGGCUCGGCCCCGCUGCUCGAGAACAUCGGCACCAACGUGUUCGACCAGAACAGCCAGAACCACCAGAACAGCGCCAACGGCGGCCGCAACCACAUGGCCGCCAUGGCCGCGGCCGCCGCCGUGCACGGCAACAGCAACGGCCAGCAGCGCAUGAAGAUGGACUUCCUGUCCCCGCGUGGCCUGGCGGCGCACAACUUCCAGAGCACCGGCUUCCCCACGUCCACGACGAGCGAGGGCAUGAGCGCGGCGUCCUCGGGCGACUACGCGGCCCAGUUCUUCGCGGACAACAAGAACGACAAGGCGCGCGGCCCCAUGAAGACGUCGAGCGUCUCGGUGGCCACGACGCCCACCCCCAAGCCCACGGGCGUGACCGCCGCGUAG